This is a messenger RNA of Pipistrellus nathusii (Nathusius's pipistrelle), 1128 nucleotides long. The record is from the annotation of a GenBank genome assembly. NCBI's taxonomy places the organism in Eukaryota, Metazoa, Chordata, Mammalia, Chiroptera, Vespertilionidae.
AUGGACUUGGGGAAGCCCAUGAAGAGCGUGCUGGCCGUGGCGCUGCUGGUCAUCUUCCAGGUGUGCCUGUGCCAGGAUGAGGUCACGGACGAUUACAUCGGAGAGAACACCACGGUGGACUACACCCAGUUCGAGUCCGUGUGCGACAAGAAGGAAGUGCGGGACUUCAAGGCCUGGUUCCUGCCGGCCAUGUACUCCGUCAUCUGCUUCGUGGGCCUGGUGGGCAACGCGCUGGUCGUGCUGACCUACAUCUACUUCAAGAGGCUCAAGACCAUGACGGACACCUACCUGCUCAACCUGGCCAUAGCGGAUAUCCUCUUCCUCCUGACCCUCCCCUUCUGGGCGUACAGCGCGGCCAAGUCCUGGGUCUUCGGCGUCCACUUCUGCAAGUUCAUCUUCGGCAUCUACAAGAUCAGCUUCUUCAGCGGCAUGCUCCUGCUGCUCUGCAUCAGCAUCGACCGCUACGUGGCCAUCGUGCAGGCCGUGUCGGCCCACCGGCACCGGGCCCGCGUGCUCCUCAUCAGCAAGCUGUCCUGCGUGGGCAUCUGGGUCCUGGCCACCGUGCUCUCCGUCCCCGAGAUGCUGUACAGCGACAUCCUGAGGAGCAGCAGCGAGCAGGCCUUCCGGUGCUCGCUGGUCACCGAGCGGGGGGAGGCCCUGAUCGCCAUCCAGGUGGCCCAGAUGGUGAUGGGCUUCCUGAUCCCCCUGGUGGCCAUGAGCUUCUGCUACCUGGUCAUCAUCCGCACGCUGCUCCAGGCGCGCAACUUCGAGCGCAACAAGGCCAUCAAGGUGAUCAUCGCCGUGGUGGUGGUCUUCGUGGCCUUCCAGCUGCCCUACAACGGCGUGGUCCUGGCCAAGACCGUGGCCAACGCCAACGCCACCUGCGCGCUCAGCAAGCAGCUCAACAUCGCCUACGACAUCACCUACAGCCUGGCCAGCGUGCGCUGCUGCGUCAACCCGUUCCUGUACGCCUUCAUCGGCGUCAAGUUCCGCCACGACCUCUUCAAGCUCUUCAAGGACCUGGGCUGCCUCAGCCAGGAGCGCCUGCGGCAGUGGUCGUCCUGCAGGCACACCCGCCGCUCCUCCAUGAGCGUGGAGGCCGAGACCACCACCACCUUCUCCCCGUAG